Theobroma cacao (cacao) is the source of this 2960-nucleotide messenger RNA. It is a transcript of the gene CLC-D, whose product is annotated as chloride channel D. The record is from RefSeq and is a predicted model, not a curated record. Gene Ontology annotation, cellular component: membrane; intracellular membrane-bounded organelle. Gene Ontology annotation, molecular function: voltage-gated chloride channel activity. Gene Ontology annotation, biological process: chloride transport; transmembrane transport. NCBI's taxonomy places the organism in Eukaryota, Viridiplantae, Streptophyta, Magnoliopsida, Malvales, Malvaceae.
GGAGUCAAAUUUCCGAAUUCGGGAAGUCAAAUUCAACCGGAAACCGCAAAGACAUCUAUAAAAAAAAAAAGGGUAACAGUUAGAAACUCUAAUUUCCAAAAGAAAAGAAAAAGGAAAAAGAGAUAGUCGAUUACGUUCCUACGCCAGAAUCUCUCUUUAGAUUUCCAAUUGUCAAAGAUUUCCAUUUCCAAAAAUAUUCUCUUAUAAUUUUCUACUCUUUUUUUCUUGUCAAUUCUCAAUUUGUUUUGAGAUUUCUUUUCGGAGCUGGAGCUUUGGCUGUGGAGUGAUCCGGUGGGAGCUUAGGGUUUUUAGGGUUCGUUUAAAGAGAUCGAUCGAUUCAAAUCGAUCGAUCAUGUUAUCGAAUCAUUUCCAAAACGGUAUGGAAACGGCGAGGUUUGUUUGGUCUCGGCUUCCACAUUCAGAAGAAGGUGAGCUCGAAGGUGCUGGACUCUUGAGUAGUGAAAGCAAUAAGAACUGCGUCGAGAGCCUUGAUUAUGAAGUUCUUGAAAAUUACGCUUAUCGAGAAGAACAGGCACAGAGAGGAAAACUUUUUGUUGGAUAUAACGUGGGGGUGAAAUGGUUCUUCGCUUUGCUGAUCGGCAUUGGUACUGGAUUAGCGGCAGUGUUCAUCAAUAUUUCUGUUGAAAACUUUGCUGGAUGGAAGUUUGCCUUGACCUUUAACAUAAUACAAAAGUCAUAUCUAGCUGGUUUUCUAAUUUACAUCUUAAUCAACUUAGCUUUAGUUUUUUCUUCUGUAUAUAUCAUUACCCAAUUUGCACCAGCAGCAGCAGGGUCUGGUAUUCCUGAAAUCAAGGGUUAUUUAAAUGGAAUUGAUAUUCCCGGUAUCCUUCUUUUCAGAACCUUGAUUGGAAAGAUAUUUGGAAGUAUUGGUUCAGUUGGAGGUGGUCUAGCUCUGGGCAAAGAAGGUCCUCUUGUCCAUACUGGCGCUUGUAUUGCUUCUUUGCUUGGACAAGGUGGAUCCACAAAAUAUCAUCUAAGUUCCAGGUGGCUUCAAGGUUUCAAGAGCGACCGGGAUCGCCGUGAUCUUGUAACCUGUGGCUGUGCAGCUGGAGUUGCUGCUGCUUUUAGAGCUCCAGUUGGGGGUGUAUUAUUUGCAUUGGAAGAGGUUACAUCUUGGUGGAGGAGCCAACUAAUGUGGCGUGUCUUUUUCACUUCUGCAAUUGUGGCUGUUGUGGUGCGUGCUGCAAUGGGAUGGUGUAAAAGUGGAAACUGUGGACAUUUUGGCUCUGGUGGCUUCAUAAUAUGGGAUAUAUCAGAUGGUCAAGAGGACUACUCUUUUGAGGAAUUAUUGCCGAUGGCUGUUAUUGGAGUCAUUGGAGGUCUACUAGGAGCUUUAUUUAACCAACUGACUAUUUAUGUAACUCGCUGGCGACGGAAUUAUUUGCACAAGAAAGGGAGUCGAGUCAAGAUAUAUGAAGCAUGCCUCAUCUCUGUGAUAACAUCAGUUAUAUCUUUUGGACUACCACUUCUGAGAAAAUGCAGUCCGUGCCCUGACUCAGAUCCUGACUCUGAAAUUGAAUGUCCACGUGCUCCUGGAAUGUAUGGGAAUUACGUAAAUUUCUACUGCAGUAAGGACAAGGAAUACAAUGAUCUUGCGACUAUCUUCUUCAAUACUCAGGAUGAUGCCAUCAGAAAUUUGUUUAGUGCAAAAACAAUUCAUGAGUUCAGUACCCAAAGCUUAUUGACAUUUUUGGUUAUGUUCUAUACCUUAGCAGUAGUGACAUUUGGUACUGCUGUUCCAGCUGGUCAAUUUGUUCCUGGAAUAAUGAUAGGAUCAACAUAUGGCCGUCUUGUUGGCAUUUUCACUGUUAACCAUUACAAGAAGCUCAACAUUGAAGAGGGAACGUAUGCACUUUUGGGAGCUGCUUCUUUUCUUGGGGGUUCCAUGCGGAUGACGGUAUCACUGUGUGUUAUUAUGGUUGAAAUCACAAAUAACUUGAAACUUUUACCUCUUAUCAUGCUUGUUCUUCUCAUAUCGAAGGCUGUUGGCGAUGCUUUUAAUGAAGGUUUAUAUGAAGAACAAGCACGAUUGAGGGGCAUUCCAUUGCUGGAAUCGAGACCCAAGUAUGAGAUGCGGAAAAUGACUGCCAGGGAAGCCUGUGGAAACCAGAAGGUCCUCUCACUUCCUCGGGUUGUAAAGGUUGCAGAUGUGGUUUCUAUUUUGCGCUGCAACAAACAUAAUGGCUUUCCUGUGAUUGAUCACACAAGAAAUGGAGAACCACUUGUUAUUGGAAUUAUGCUUCGGAGUCACCUACUGGUACUUCUUCAAUCUAAGAUAGAUUUCCAGCAUAGUCCUUUACCUUGUGAUCCCAAAGGUGGAUCCAGAGCAAUUAGGCACAAUUUUAGUGAAUUUGCUAAACCUGUUUCAAGUAAAGGACUAUCAAUAAAUGAUAUUUAUCUUAGUUCAGAUGAUUUAGAAAUGUACAUAGAUCUUGCACCGUUUUUGAAUCCCUCGCCGUAUGUUGUACCUGAAGAUAUGUCUUUAACAAAGGUUUACAAUCUUUUCCGCCAACUAGGAUUGAGACAUAUAUUUGUUGUUCCUCGUGCAUCUCAUGUGAUUGGUGUGAUUACCAGAAAGGAUCUGCUGAUCGAGGAGGAAAAUGAUGAUUCAGCUACUGUGGAGCUCCAAUCAACUAGUGUAAGAGGUCAGCGACGUGAGGAAAGAUCGUUGGUAGGGAAUGCAGAUGCAGAGCGCCCACUUCUCAAUGGUCUUUUGGUUCAAGAUCAAAAUCAUACACCUAGAUGAUACAAAUUUUUUUUUCUCUUCUACCAUUUUCUGACCCCAAGUUUAAAUUCUUUCCUCUUCUGCAUAAAAUUAUCUGAGGGUUAGGUUAGUGGAAUUGUUUGUAUUGAAGUGGACAGUGAUGCUACUCCUAUAUGCUUGACUGGCAAAGAUGGAAUUAAUUAAUGGAUGUCUCUCACACUCUUGAUUUGUAUCA